GGCCACAAUUGUAAGGUUACGUUUCUAUCAUUUCUGUUUUCCCAUAUCCUUCCUUACCCACCUGUACGAUGAUGCUUAUUCAAAAGUCAUAAAGUAAAUAAAACGCAAUAAACGGCAAUAAAUAAUGUACAAUUCGGUCUACAACAAAUAUGUUGUAUAAAGUCUUAAAUUCGAUAGUUCGGAUUUGAUUGCGGAUAUUCUGCAUCUCUAUAUUCUGGUUCUGUAAAGGAGUAAAACGCAAUAGAAAAUCAUCUUAAAUCAUCACAAUGCCGAAACAGGACGAGAACUUAUUCGUGAUAACCCUGGCGACAGAUCUUCAUUUGGGCUGCCACGAAAAAGACGGUAUAAGAUUCGAUGACAGCUUCAUCGCGUUUGAAGAGAUUCUGGAUAUUUCGGUGAAAAAAGAUGUCGACUUCAUCCUCCUUGCAGGCGACAUGUUCCACGACAAUAAGCCAUCACCAAUCUGUAUCAAAAGGUCGCUGGAACUCCUCCGGCAAUACUGCAUGGGAGAUAAGCCCAUUUCUGUUGAGUUUCUAAGUGAUGAACAUGAAAAUUUCAAAAAUUGCCCUGUACCAAGGGUAAAUUACCAGGAUCCAAACUACAACAUAUCCAUACCGGUUUACUCAAUACAUGGAAACCAUGAUGAUCCUUGUGGAUUUGGACGCACAAGUGCCUUGGAUAUCCUGAGUGCAUCUGGUCUAGUGAACUACAUUGGUAAAUGGAUGGAUCUGACCAAGAUAAUUCUUAAGCCGAUACUUUUGCGAAAGGGAAAGACACAAAUAGCUAUUUAUGGCUUAAGCCACAUACGAGACGAACGUCUCAACCGGCUGCUGAAAACCAAUCUUGUCGAGUUUGAAAGACCUCCGAACAAAGAAUCGUGGUUCAACAUUUUGCUCCUUCAUCAGAACCGGGUCAACAGGCAGAUGUCAUCAACAAAUGUCAUACAUGAAAGUAUGAUACCUGAUUUUUUCGAUCUUGUCAUCUGGGGUCAUGAGCAUGAAUGUAGGAUUGAACCCGAGUGGAACGACACUCAACAGUUCUAUGUAACCCAACCUGGAAGUCCAGUUGCAACAUCAUUAUGUGCAGCUGAGGCGGUUGAAAAGAAGAUUGGUUUCCUUACAAUAAAAGAGAAAGAGUUUAAAAUCGAACCAGUUAAAUUGCAGACAGUGCGUCCAUUUGUAUUCGACACUGCAAGUGUCGAUGAUUGGAAAACUGACGAUGUGAAGUGGGAUGCGAAAAAACUUCAGUCGUACGCUGAAAAAUAUAUAAAAUCCAAACUACUUCUUCAGGCACAUGAACAAGUAACAGGCCACCCGAAACAACCCAUACUACCACUUAUUCGGCUUAGGAUCGAGUAUGAAAAUGAAAACCAAGUGUUUAAUCAGAUAAGGUGUUCACAGUUGUUUUCAGACUACGUUGCAAAUCCAGCUGACGUAGUUAUACUUAAAAAAGUUCAGCCAAUUACACGAGCAUCACGUAAAACUAACAAAGAACUUACUGCUAUCGUUCCUGAUUCUGAGCAAAAUAACCUCACAGUUCAAAGUCUGAUUGAACAUUUUUUCUUUGGAAAUGAAAACGAUCAAGAUGAUAAAACAGAAAAUGUAAAACAUUUAGAAGUCUUAUCUGUAAAGGGGAUGGCAGAGGCUGUAAAGCGUUUUGUUGAAAAGGAUGACAAGGAGGCUAUACAAGACUUAGCAAAAUAUCAGAUGAACAAAGUCAUCAAACACCUCAAAGAAAGCUCAACAGCGCCAGCUAAGGAUCAGAUUAAUGAAGCACUUAAAGAAUAUCAAAGUGUACACAAUGCCAAGCCUAUUGAUGAACUCGAAGAGAUAAGGAAAUUGCUGGAGAGUGAUAGGACAGCAAUCAGUAGCACGUUAGGAUCAACGACUAUGGGUAGCAGUAUGGAUCACGACAUGUCGUCUGAUGAUGAUUUCGGGCCACCUUCUGUUCAAAAAGAAGUUCCAGCAGCUCGUGGCAGAGGGCGAGGACGAGGAAGGGCACCAUCAAAAAGCACCAGAGGAACUAGGGGGUCAAAAGCAAACGCUAAUACCACAAGUAAUCGAACAAUUAGUGAUUUUCUUAGCAAAUCUUUGGUCAAAUCGUCAUCAUUUGGAUCACGACAAGACAGUGAUGAAGAAGAAAAUGCAUUCGCGAGGCAGAGUCCAAGGAAGAAAGCAAGGCUUAACUACAGUGACGAAUGAAUCUAGGGUAGGGGAGCAUGAAAGAAAAUUCCGGGAUCAACAGUGAGAAUCGAACCCACGACCACAGGGUCUAUGAGCCGAGUCUCACCUACUACCGACUACUGCAGUCUUCCAAAAUAAUUUCUCACCAAUAA
Cimex lectularius (bed bug) is the source of this 2335-nucleotide messenger RNA. It is a transcript of the gene mre11, whose product is annotated as double-strand break repair protein MRE11. The record is from RefSeq and is a predicted model, not a curated record. The transcript has 10 exons. Gene Ontology annotation, molecular function: DNA endonuclease activity; 3'-5'-DNA exonuclease activity; manganese ion binding. Lineage: Eukaryota; Metazoa; Arthropoda; Insecta; Hemiptera; Cimicidae. Gene Ontology annotation, cellular component: nucleus; Mre11 complex. Gene Ontology annotation, biological process: mitotic G2 DNA damage checkpoint signaling; mitochondrial double-strand break repair via homologous recombination; telomere maintenance. Bases 267 to 2201 code for a protein of 644 amino acids.